CGGCGGCGGCGGCGGCGCAGCGGCUUGCGGAGAGGCUGGGCCAUGCGGGCGGGCGCGCCUCGGCGGGUGGCGGCGUGCGGGGUGGCCGGCUUGGUGCUGCUGGCCGCGGGGCUGGCGCUGCUGCUCGUCCUGCCCGGCGUCCUCCGGGAGCAGGUGGCCAAGAAUGUCAGGAUACAGCCCGACUCCAUGUUUUUUAACCUGUGGAAAGAUCUCCCGGUCCCUUUCUACUUCUCAGUCUAUAUUUUUGAGGUGCUCAACCCAAAAGAAGUUUUUGAUGGAAAGAAGCCGGCUGUAGAGCAACGCGGACCUUAUGUCUUCAGGGAAUACCGGGAGAAAAAAAAUAUCACCUUCCACGAAAAUGGUACAGUCUCCUUCCGAGAAUACCGGCGUUUCCACUUCCAGCCAGAGAGAUCAAAUGGGACAGAAGAGGAUUAUGUUGUGGUACCGAACAUCUUGGUGCUAGGCGCUGCUGUGAUGUUGGAAGAUCUACAGUCUCCUUUACAGAUUGCAGUUAGCACUGCUUUUUCCCUCUUCCGGCAGAAAGCCUUCAUGAACCGGACGGUCGGCGAGCUCUUGUGGGGAUACGACGACCCCCUUAUAAAGUUCUUGAAUACCAUCAGGCCCGGUUUGAUGCCGUUCGGUGACAAGUUUGGCUUACUUGUCGGUAUGAACAACACUGAUAUGGGACUGUUCACAGUGAACACAGGUGCCAAUGACAUUUCCAAAGUCCAAAUGGUGGAUAACUGGAAUGGAUUAAAACAGGUGUCGUAUUGGAAUUCCAAACAAUGCAACGGGAUCAAUGGAACGGCUGGGGAGUUGUGGCCACCUUUUAUGACUCCUUCUUCACCACUAGAGUUCUACAGUCCUGACGCAUGCAGGUCCAUAAAACUGCAGUUCAGGGAAACUGGGGAAUACGGUGGAAUACCGACAUACCGCUAUGUGGCUCCAAAGACUUUGUUUGCAAACGGAACAGAUUAUCCACCCAAUGAAGGCUUCUGCCCGUGUCGGCAGUCGGGAAUCCAGAACAUGAGCUCCUGUCGGCUAAGUUUAAUGAGGCAACAGAUGACUGGAGCGCCGCUCAACGUGUCUGUCCGGUUGCAGCUAAACCUCUUUAUCAAGCGGGUCCCUCGCAUCAUUCAAACAGGAAAGAUCAGUCCAGUCGUGCUGCCUUUGAUAUGGUUUGAAGAGAGUGGAGUGCUCGAUGGAAAACUCUUAAAUGAGUUCUACACUUAUUUAGUGAUGGUUCCGACUGUGCUAGGAUACCUGCAGUACUGUGCGAUUGGCGUUGGAGCUGUCCUGCUCGCACUGAUGUCUUUCCUGUGGCUCAGGAACAAGGUAGGAACAAGUUGA
Molecule: messenger RNA, 1350 nt
Organism: Sphaerodactylus townsendi
Lineage: Eukaryota; Metazoa; Chordata; Lepidosauria; Squamata; Sphaerodactylidae
Gene: SCARB1
Product: scavenger receptor class B member 1
Exons: 11
Coding region: 43-1350 (435 amino acids)
Biological process (GO): cholesterol efflux; plasma lipoprotein particle clearance; recognition of apoptotic cell
Cellular component (GO): caveola; cytoplasm
Molecular function (GO): scavenger receptor activity; lipid binding; low-density lipoprotein particle binding
Source: RefSeq, a predicted model, not a curated record